Fusarium oxysporum Fo47 is the source of this 1617-nucleotide messenger RNA. RefSeq names its product ferric reductase NAD binding domain-containing protein. Gene Ontology annotation, molecular function: oxidoreductase activity. The transcript has 2 exons. The record is from RefSeq and is a predicted model, not a curated record. Bases 1 to 1617 code for a protein of 538 amino acids. Lineage: Eukaryota; Fungi; Ascomycota; Sordariomycetes; Hypocreales; Nectriaceae. Gene Ontology annotation, cellular component: plasma membrane.
AUGACUGAUCCUGUGAUCAUCGAUCGCUACACUGCUGCAAGAGUUUACUUUGGCAGCGUUGUUGGCUUAAUAUCCUUGGAAUCUCUCACUCCCUUCAGUAUCUACACCUUCCAAAGAUACAAUAAGUAUCGGCGACAGGAUCGAAAUGUGUUGCACUGGAGUAUUACUGUCUGGCUUCACAAACUACACAGCUUCCCGCUUUCUCUUCCAUGCUUAGACUGGCACGUUACCGAUGUUGCUCGCUUCACAACUUUUCUCGCCCUUAACUUGGUCUUCAGCGUACAAUCCAACGAGUUCACGGCCGAUUACACCCUGUACGGCUGGCUAGCAAUUGCCAAUGCUGGUCUCGCACUGUUGAUGGCAUCCCGAAACAAUCUGUUCGCAUCCCUUCUGCGUAUUCCCAACCCAGUCCUCCUUCAGUACCAUCGCUGGAUUGGCCUUGCAACAGUUGCUCAUGCAACAGCCCAUGUAUCGUUCAAUAUCCAGCAUUACAUCGAGACAAAACAGGUCACCAACAGCUUCGGAAACCAUCGGAUCCAGGUGGGCUUGAUGGCCUGGAUCGCUCUCGUCAUGCUCUUCCUUACGGCCCUGCCAAUCGUGCGACGCCGCUUUUUCGAGGUCUUCUACUACACUCACGCUCUGUUCCUCAUUUUCGUCGUCGGGGCUUUGAUCCAUGCCUCGCAUGGGCCGGAAUUCAUGCUCCCAGGGCUUUUGCUCUGGGGCAUAGAUCGAGCAAUCCGAUUGGCGUACAAUUUUCGCAACAUCCAAGUGCAGAGUGUUGAGGCAUUUGAAGGCGACGUAACAAAGUUCAAGGUCAAGGGUCUGAGGACUCGUACUCCCGGACAGGUUGUCUGGCUUCAAAUCCCAAGGGUGUCCUUUGUGAACUGGCAUCCAUUCACUGUCGCCAGUGCACCGAAUGAUCCCGAGAAGACUACGACAAUCGCCGUCCGAGGUCUUGGGGGCUUCACUAAAGCUGUACAGUAUGCUGACUGCAACAGCGAUGUUAAUCAGCAUGGUUGUGCUUCCUUGGACUCGAACAGCAUCAUUGCUCAUCCGCUCAAGAUGCGUCUUGACGGCCCAUACGGUGUUGGGUCAGUAUCCUGGGGCUUGCUGCCGGUGACGGUCCUCAUCGCCGGUGGCAUUGGAAUUACGCCAGGUAUCAGCAUUGCGUCUCAUAUCAUCAGAAAAGCAGCUAUUAAUGUAGGCAGUCAUUCUAUGUCUCACAUUCAUCUUCUCUGGGUCGUCAGAGAUGCUCAGCAUAUCCAGUGGUUCGCAGAUGAACUUACUGAACUUGUUAAGGAAUGUGCAAAUCCAGAUUCGCCAGCAACGCUAGACAUAUCUAUCUUUGUCACUGAUGGAGCGCACAGCGCGGUUCACAUGAGCGAGCCAUCUCACGAAAUGCAGGGCAUGAGCUCUCCGCCACCUUGGUCUAUCCAUUUGGGGCGACCAGAUCUAAAGCAGUGGUUCGGGCAGCUCAAGUCUAAGCGUCUUGGUAUGGAUACAGCCGUGAACUUGUGUGGACCAAGAAAACUUCUCAAGCAAGCUAGAGCGGCUGCAUGUGAUGUUUCUGACAGAGAAGGGUUUUUCUCUUUACAGGAGGAAGUGUUUGAGCUAUAG